ACGCAUCAACGCCAACAAAAGCGUCACCGGUGAUUCCAAGUUGCGCAAUUUGUCCUUCAACGUACCUCGACACGAUUCUUUCACUGCAUCUAAAAAAGUGUGCGAAAUGGUGCAAAGAAGCGUCGCAGGAAUUUUCGGGCCUCGGAGCGGCACUUCGGCGUCCCACGUUCAAAGUAUGUGCGACGCCCUGGGGAUCCCCCACGUGGAGAUCCGCUGGGAUCACCGAGAGACCCGAGACGAACUAUCCGUGAAUUUGUAUCCACAUCCGGAAUCCCUGGGAAAAGCAUUCAGGGAUGUUCUGGAAACUCUGAGAUGGCACAGAUUCACCAUCCUUUAUUCGGAUAACGAAGGACUUUUCAGGCUGCAAGAAAUCCUGAAAAUUCGCCCACCUCCUGACAAGGAAUUGAAGUUGACAAUCCGGCAGCUCAUACCCGACGAAGACAACCGGCCCCUUUUGAAAGCUUUAAAGAAAGCCGGAGAGACUCACAUUGUGCUGGAUUGUCCAGUGGAGAAGAUUUACUCAAUUCUUGAACAAGCCCUCCAAGAUUUCCACGCAGUCGAAACGAGGCUGUUCAAAGACAGUGGCACGAAUAUAACUGGCCUGUCAAUCGUGGAUAUUGAAAGCAACGAAUACAGUGAAGUGAUUGGCAGAGAUUGGGGUGAAAGCAGAUCCGGGGCUUUUCCGUUUGCAGACGACAACAACGACUUUGUGCACUUCAGUAAAGCUGCUGAAGCAAACUACGAUGCUUUUAUUCAAGAAGCUCGAAUUGCGCCCAGAACAUUGAUGGUGAAUCAUUGUUUAUUGCUGUUUUUGUAA
Notodromas monacha is the source of this 817-nucleotide messenger RNA. Lineage: Eukaryota; Metazoa; Arthropoda; Ostracoda; Podocopida; Cyprididae. The record is from the annotation of a GenBank genome assembly.